Messenger RNA from Penicillium daleae, 933 nucleotides. RefSeq names its product putative peroxisomal dehydratase. Gene Ontology annotation, cellular component: peroxisome. The coding region runs from base 1 to 933 and encodes 310 amino acids. The record is from RefSeq and is a predicted model, not a curated record. Lineage: Eukaryota; Fungi; Ascomycota; Eurotiomycetes; Eurotiales; Aspergillaceae. The transcript has 5 exons.
AUGUCUGCCCCUGGAGCUGGUCACGAAUUCCCUGCCAAAGAGGUUUCUUGGCAGAAGCGCGAUGUCUUGCUGUUCGCUAACAGCAUUGGCGUCAAGGCCGACGAGCUGCAUUUCCUCUACGAGCUGCACCCGAACUUCUCUGUUUUCCCGACCUACCCGUUGAUUCUCCCCUUUAAGCUCACCGAUCAGGAGGUGACCGAUUUCUAUGCGCGCCAGCAGGCUACCAAGAUCCCUGGCGUUCCCGACUUGGAUCAUCGCCACGGUGUCGAUGGACAGCGCAAGAUCACAGUUUUGAAGCCACUGCCACCUACGAGCGCCGGAAGGAAGUUCGAGCUGCGCAAUAAGGUCAUCGGCGUCUAUGACAAGGGCAAGCCUGGUACUGUCGUUGAGACCGAGCAAUCUAUCGUUGAUGCCCAGAGCGGCGAGGUGUACUCCAAGGUUCAGAGCAGUGGCUUUUUGGUUGGCCAGGGUGGCUGGGGCGGUCCUAAAGGUAAUAUUCCCAAUUUCAGUAGACAUGAGAAGAUGGGCAAGAAGCCCGAUGCCGUUCACGUCGUACAGACCGACAUGGAAACUGCGCACUUGUACCGAUUGAAUGGCGACUACAAUCCUCUGCACGCCACCCCCGAACCCGGCCAAAAGAUGGGCUUCGGUGGUACUAUCAUCCACGGCCUCUUCAGCUGGAACUCCACUGCCCACGGUAUCCUGCGUGAGCUUGGUGGUAGCAAUCCCGAAAAUCUUAAGGAGUUCCAAGCUCGCUUUGCAUCCCCCGUUCGCCCAGGUGACAAGCUCACCACUGAGAUCUGGCGCACGGGUGAUGUUCAGGCUGGUGGCUUCGAGGAGCUUCGCUUCGUCACCAAGAACCAGACCGGCAAGGUUGUCCUGAGCAACGGUCGGGCGCUGGUGAAGGUGACCGGUGUGAAGAGCAAGCUGUAA